Molecule: messenger RNA, 1606 nt
Organism: Populus nigra (black poplar)
Lineage: Eukaryota; Viridiplantae; Streptophyta; Magnoliopsida; Malpighiales; Salicaceae
Product: alpha/beta hydrolase domain-containing protein WAV2-like
Exons: 8
Coding region: 262-1224 (320 amino acids)
Biological process (GO): proteolysis
Cellular component (GO): membrane
Molecular function (GO): palmitoyl-(protein) hydrolase activity; serine-type peptidase activity
Source: RefSeq, a predicted model, not a curated record
AAUCGGGUUAAAUCUCAGGUAGGCCUAGGGUCUAACUCUGACACCUGUGCACCCACAUUCUCCAACACAUUCCUUUCACCCCAAGAUCCAAAGAAAAAUGGACAGAUAGAUUCACCCAACACAAACAUCAAUGUUUUUUUUCGGUUUUUCUAUUUCAAAUCAAAUCGUAAACAAACAGCUCCUCACGGUCACCGCAAAAGAGAGAGAGAGAGAGAGAGAGUGAAGACUGCCAAAUCAAAACGAUAAGAGCAACAGUAGGAAAUGGUGUCGUACGUGGGUGUGUUGCUGUACGGAGUAGGAGGCAUAGUGGUAGCAGGGAUGGCUUUGCUUGUAGCCUUUCAAGAGAAGCUUGUCUACGUCCCGGUGUUACCCGGUCUCACUAAAUCCUACCCGGUCACUCCUGCCCGACUCCGUCUCCUUUACGAGGACGUUUGGCUCCGAUCCUCCGAUGGCGUCCGUCUUCACGCGUGGUUCAUUAAAGUACUCCCUGAAAGCCGAGGUCCGACUGUCCUGUUUUUCCAAGAGAAUGCUGGAAACAUUGCCCAUCGUCUUGAAAUGGUCCGCAUAAUGAUUCAGAGGUUGCAGUGCAAUGUGUUCAUGCUUUCAUAUCGAGGUUAUGGAGCAAGUGAUGGAUAUCCUUCGCAGCACGGAAUCACAAAAGAUGCUCAGGCUGCUUUGGAUCAUCUUUCACAAAGGACUGACAUUGACACAUCUAGAAUAGUCGUGUUUGGGCGGUCACUUGGGGGUGCAGUUGGGGCUCUGCUCACAAAAAACAAUCCUGAUAAGGUUGCUGCAUUGAUCCUGGAAAACACUUUUACAUCCAUUCUGGACAUGGCUGGAGUUAUACUGCCCUUCCUAAAGUGGUUUAUUGGAGGCACGAGUUCAAAAGGGCCUAAACUUCUUAAUUUUCUUGUACGUUCUCCAUGGAGUACCAUUGACGUUGUUGGCCAGAUUAAGCAGCCAAUUCUUUUCCUUUCUGGAUUGCAAGAUGAAAUGGUUCCUCCAUUCCAUAUGCAAAUGCUCUAUGGUAAAGCAGCUGCUCAUAAUAGAGAAUGCGUCUUUGUGGAUUUUCCUAAUGGCAUGCAUAUGGACACUUGGCUUGCUGGUGGUGAUCACUACUGGAGAACUACCCAGCAGUUUCUUGAAAAGCAUGUUCCAGAGAUAAAGGAACAUGAUUCAUCCCGUGAUGACAAAGAUUUUUAUAUUUCUGCUUCCAGAUACUGAGGGGAGGUGACUCCAUUGAGAAUUUUGAGAUGUUAUAAAUUGGCUCAGGGCAGCACCUCGAACUCAAAAGUAUUGGUACCUGUACACUGUUUUUUCCGUGAAGUUGCAGAAAGUAAAAGCACGUUGUGGGUUUGCUCACUGAAUAGUGAAAUCAGUCCAAAGCAUUCUGGUUUUCUCAGAGAAUUUUUGUUGGUCUCACGAGCCUCGGCAGAUGUUCAGAAAAUAUGAAUGCCCACUGGUAUAGUGUACACCUUCUUGAUACACAUCUCCCUUAGCUAGUAAACUCCGCCGACCUGCUGUGAUUGUAUGAAAUAAGAAGUCUCAGAAAAUUGAAAUAAAUUAUCGGAGGUCAGAUGCUGGACUGGUUGCAUGUUUCCCCAAA